Messenger RNA from Tremella mesenterica DSM 1558, 2041 nucleotides. RefSeq lists its product as uncharacterized. The record is from RefSeq and is a predicted model, not a curated record. Gene Ontology annotation, cellular component: plasma membrane. The transcript is spliced from 9 exons. Gene Ontology annotation, molecular function: sodium:proton antiporter activity. The coding region runs from base 201 to 1934 and encodes 577 amino acids. Gene Ontology annotation, biological process: sodium ion export across plasma membrane; regulation of membrane potential; proton export across plasma membrane. NCBI's taxonomy places the organism in Eukaryota, Fungi, Basidiomycota, Tremellomycetes, Tremellales, Tremellaceae.
CUUAUGUAUGUUGCCCCCUAACCCUACCUCUCCACACUGUCUAGUCUUCUCAUCACAGUCUGGUUAAUGCUUGCACAUCCUCGAGUCUCUUAUAUUGUUCUCUCUUCCCCUAUCUCUGCCAUCCGCGAAUAAUAUCGGCAGAGCGUCCGCUAAGACGUUCGCAAUCGACUUCGAUUUUGGUGACUCGAUCCAUCUUCACCAUGGUCGCAUUAGAUAUCAACGACACUUCCAAGGCUCUCGCCGUCAGUGGGGGAUACGUGGCUGUUGUCGGACUCGUUUCUUACUUUCUCAAAGAAAAGCUUUUCAUGUCUGAAGCACUCCUGGCCACGGUCGCAGGUAUCAUAUUCGGACCUCGCGUUCUCAACUGGUUCAACCCGCAAGAAUGGAUAGGAGGAUCGGACGUAGAUCUCAACCACCUCACAUUUCAAAUCACGAGGAUCGUCAUCGGCAUUCAAGUGCUCUUCACCGGUAUCGCCCUCCCCAAGGCGUACCUCAAGAAAGAAUGGUUGUCCCUCACCACGCUUCUUGGACCGAUCAUGCUGGCAGCUUGGUUCGUCACUAGUCUCCUCAUCUGGGGUCUCAUACCUGGAUUAACCUUUCUUGAAUGUCUGGUGAUUGCGGCUUGUGUCACCCCGACGGAUCCCGUCUUGGCCAACUCUAUUUGCAAGGGUCGCUUUGCCGAAAAACACGUACCUGCUCAUGUACGAAACAUCAUUGUGGCCGAAUCAGGCGCUAAUGAUGGUCUGGGGUUUCCCUUCCUCUACAUCGGCCUGUACCUCAUGCUCAUCAAAACCCCUGAUCAUCCCAUGCACUCAGUGGGAGGUGCUAUCGCAGAAUGGAUCUACAAUGUGAUUCUAUAUCAAAUCCUUCUAUCGGUCGUCAUUGGCGCGAUCAUCGGCUUUGUCGCUCGGAAGAUACUCAAAUUUGCCGAAGCGCGCUCACUGAUCGAUCACGAGUCUUUCUUGUCUUUCGGCGUCGCUCUCACAUUCUUCACUCUGGGAGUCGUGGGCAUAUUAGGUUCAGACGAUAUCCUGUGUUGCUUCAUUGUGGGAAACAGCUUUACUUGGGAUGAUUGGUUUCGGGUACAAACCGAAAGCCAUGCCUUCCAAGAUGUCAUUGACCAGUUAUUAUCCAGUGCUAUCUUUUUGUACAUCGGAGCAAUAAUGCCUUGGUCCUCAUUCGGUAACUUCCAUGACAUCACAGUAUGGAGACUGGUAUGCCUUGGCUUACUAGUGAUGCUCCUCCGGCGCUUGCCGUGGGUCAUAGGCCUUGCCUCGUUCAAAAUGAUACCCACUUUGCCAACAUGGCGGGAAUCCGCUUUUGCUGGCUUCUUUGGACCUAUCGGUGUCGGGGCGGUUUUCUACAAUAGUAUCGCUCUGGAGGUUAUCCCGGUGGAAGGUCGUGAAAACCUUCGAGCCGUCGUUACGCCCGUCGUAUACUUCUUGGUCCUCACCUCCGUCGUCAUUCACGGUAUCACCAUACCCGUCGGCAAAGGCUUUCAGCGAGCGCGGACCUCAACCCUCUCCCGAUCUCAGACCACGACUGCAGGUAUCGUAUCCCGUCUUCCGCCUCCAGUACCCCUCGAAAGGGAAAACGCCCGAUUCGACGAAGAGGCACGGACACGCACUCCGCGAACGCUAUCCAGGUCGACAAGUAUGGGCAUUGAGAGCGGAACAAACGUUCAUUUCAGUCCUCUCGAUGGCGGCAAGCAACUGUCUGGAUCGCCCCUCUACCAGUCGCAUCAGUCAUCGACGACUGGCACAUCUUUGCAAAAUCAAAGUCGAGAAAACCUUCCACGCUCGUCAACGGUGGGAAGCCAAGGUAUCACCGAGACUGCCUGGAAUGAAGGAAAUCAGGUCGUCAUCGAGUCCGAAGGUGGAGAGAACGUUAGAGUGUUGAACAGGCGGAGUCAUGAUGCGCAUGGAGCAGAGUGAGUCGGAAACGUGAUGUGUGGCAAGUAUGACGAUAUUUGCAUUUUGCAUUGUGCACGGACGGAAACGAGACACCAGAGGAGAUGAAAUCCUCCUUUGCUGGUAUUGCC